AUGGAAUACUCCAUUAAGCCGAAAAUGGAACAAAAAUUAGGUAAACGAUUGAGGACGGUUGAUGUGCUACAGUUUGGACUACCUCGCUGGGAUGAAUUGAGUUUUGAAGAAAAGGAAGAAUGGAAGGAAAGAGCGAAGGAAUAUAACAAGUCGAAGACAGGAAGAAAUCAAAGAAUAUUAAGACGGCUUGAAUAUCAUCAAAGAAAGCAGCAUGUUGAUGAGCAAAAGAAUUUCGCACAGCCUUAUAUAUCUCGAAAAUUGAAGCCAUCUAAAAUUAUACCGCCAUCACGCCGCUACGAUGAAGUUGAUCAGUAUUCGCGUAAAUAUUUUUCUGGAAUUGAUGACGAUUUUGAAGAAAAACGUGAAAAUGAUCGAAAAGAGUUCAUCGAUCGUUACCAGUGGAAAUUUGCGCAAAAAGACCUGGAAAGUAAGAAGAAGUUUUUCUAUGAAUCUGAGAUUAUAUUUGUGACGGCCAAUGUUUAUUAUGAAGACAGCUCAAAUGAGCGGUUGAUACCAUCUGAAAUUUCAAUAUUGAAAUUUAGCAUCAGACGCGGAAUUUAUGACCACCGUCACUAUGUCUUAGGUUUUGCGGAAAAUGGAAUACUGUGCAAAAAUUCUGAAGUAGAGGCUGAAGAAAAUGAGCAAACAACUGGAUUGCUGAUGGAUUGCAGCAAAAUGACUGGAAAUGCUCGAUUUGAUUAUGUUCAAAUUUGGGACGAAAUAAAAGAAUUUACGAAGAUAGCUGGUGAUAGUGUGAAGCUUUUGUUGCUUUCCAAAGACUGGAAUGUAGUCGUCGGAUCUUUUGAUGCCCUUUUUAUGCACGCGAAUGAAAAAUCUUUUUCUCGUAUUGAAACACGUUUUGCAAUCUUGGAGGAUUAUUUCAUGGUUAUCUAUGCAAUAGUGCACGAUGUUUGUAUAAAUAAUAGCAUUAAAUCUGAUGUUGCUAUAGAAAUGAAUAAAUCAUGGUGCCGUGAUGAUUUGAUGAUGUGUGAUUUUCAUGAUGGUUUAAAAUAUACCAAACAGUAUCAAGCUAGGAAUUGUUCUCUUUUCAUUGCUCACAAAGCUGUAUUCAGCUUUCUUAAACUUUGCAAAAAACAUGUUUUUCCCGCAUGCAAAUUUGCUGAACGACAUAUACCGAAUAAAGAGUUAUUACCAACAGUUGAAGACGAUUUUUUGGAACGGACAUCACAGCAGUGGCCAUAUUUACGAUCAUCCAUUGACGAAGCGGGUUAUAGUUCUGUUGACAGUAUCGCAAUACAGUCGAUUUCGCUACCGUUGCCAAAAAAGAUAACAUUAAAAUCAAAUAUGAUGAAAGAAACAGCUUCGGCUUAUAGUACCGGACGCGCCAAAUCGGCUGCUACCGUCUUAGAGAAAAAAACAAAGUCCGCAUGUAACACAAUAAUUGAUAAAGAUAGCGAAUUAGGAAGUAUGACUAAUCAAAUCGGAUUUCAUUAUCAUAUCAAAAAAUGGUUAGAUAACCAACCCUUCCUGCCGAAUGCGGACAGUUGCGAAACGAGUUUCUUCUCGUGCAAUCCUCAUGUUUCUGACGCUUCCACACUCGAUAAGCACUACGCUCCAGUUGAUAGGGUCACCGACCAACAGUUGUUUUCGACAUCCCAAUUCACAUCCUUUUCAGCACACCGACCUUACCGGGAAAUCCCACUACAUCGUGACGAAGGACAAAAAUCAAAUUUUGGUGUAACCAAAAGUCAGAAAUCUUUAAGUUUUCGGUCUUCUACAGAUGACAUAGGAUUUUCUAAUGUUGUGAUUAAUAGUAAUCUCAACAAGAUUUUACCUAGCAAUGAAAAAGAUGAGGUGCUGGUUGACCUAAGUCUAAUUGAUAACGACAGUGAUGCAGAAUUAUUCUGUGAUGCUUCAAUCCCUUCAUCGCUUUGUGGACAAGGUUCUCUGAUGCAAGCAUCGCAACAAUUAGCGCCAAGAAUAUCAGAAGCCUAUCAAAAUUACUCGUUUUUGAAAAUAUCAAAUAAAGUUAGACAAACUUCUCUCUCACCCAAAAAAAUAGAGGCAACUCACAACACUAUAAAAAAUGUACCAGAAUCGUAUCAUGAUCAACUUGUUUCAACUCAUAAUACUUAUCCUCUUUCUGAAAAAUUAGAUCGAAUAUUCAAUCAGGAUAUGAUUAUUCCGUCAAGAAGAGAAUCGAAAGAAUGUGGUCCGAAUUUCAUACGCUAUCCGCAGAAAACACCGAAGUUGCCUUUACCGAAUGAUAAUUUGAUUCCUGAGCGAACGUCUGGUGGUUUCUGUAUUCCAGAUUUCUAUCAAAAAAACUGCCCAUACAUAAGGAGAAAUCGAUCAGCUACAUCAACAUCAUAUCGACAAGCAGAGGAUAGACAGAAAAACAUUAAUGAAAAAUCCGGAAUAAUUGCAAACCAAAUGAUAAUGCCAAGGAAUCCACAUGCGUCGAAUCAAAGCGUAGCCCGAAAUGAACAGAAAGAAAGAAAAGCUGACACAUCUGCUGAUAAAUUACAGCAUCACUCAUCUUCCAGUCCCACUCAGCCAUUGCUUGUUAAUAACACCGAUGGAUAUAAAUGUACGAGUCAGAAAGUAAAUGUUACGAAACCGUUUAUUUUGGAGCCUCUUAUUUGCAAAGAGGCAGAAAUGUUUGGUUGGUCGGAAAACGUACAGAAUGUUUCCGAGCAGAAGUUUACUCGGUGGCUGAAUUCGAUGUAUUUCGAAUCUGAAAUAUCCAGAAGUAAUACUUGA
Molecule: messenger RNA, 2724 nt
Organism: Acanthocheilonema viteae
Lineage: Eukaryota; Metazoa; Nematoda; Chromadorea; Rhabditida; Onchocercidae
Source: the annotation of a GenBank genome assembly